Molecule: messenger RNA, 2076 nt
Organism: Thyridium curvatum
Lineage: Eukaryota; Fungi; Ascomycota; Sordariomycetes; Thyridiales; Thyridiaceae
Exons: 1
Coding region: 1-2076 (691 amino acids)
Source: RefSeq, a predicted model, not a curated record
AUGUCUGGAAAACGCGGCCCCUCGGUCCUAGUAUGUUCCCCGUUGCUGGCCCCUCUGCGAUAUAUCUAUGUGAGUACCAUUAUACUAAUCCUACUGGCCAUCAAGGUCACCGAUUCUCGCGAACGCCCUGCCGCACGGGCCGGACUUCAGCGCCGUGACACUGGCGGCGGACUUCCGAGCCGCCCAUCCACCCGUCUCAUUUCUGUCGAUAAUGUCCUCCAAUACGCCUCUGAGAUCCCGUCGGGCCAGCCGCGCGUCCCGCCCGGUGGCGCUCGGCCCGCUGCAGGAACUGCCGCCGCAGCCCGGAGUGCGCCGAGGCGGACGGCGACGAGCGGUGGAGGCCUUCCCACGCUUGCGUCCGCCCGCACGGGACAGCAGAACAUGCCGAGCCGUACGACCAAGAUCAGCGAGAAACUGGUCUUGCUGCCCGAAACGGCCGCUGAGCAGGCGGCGGAGGACGACGACAUCGACCCGGACGAGGUCGCCACGCUGGAGGAGAUGCAACAGCGAAAGGACGACGAGGAUGACAGGCGCCCGCUGAAGGACGAGGAGCUCGACGUCCUGCGCAAGAGGGGCGGCAUACGGGGCAAGAGCUGGGCCGAGCGCCUACCCAAGGUCCAGCGCCGCGAGAAGGUGGCCCGAUUGACAGCGUACUGCACGGCGCAGGCCAUCAAGAUGAAGUCGACAGCCGAGUUUCUGCGCAAGAAGCACGAGGCGAAAACCAAACUCUACGACGAUUGUCUCUAUUGCGUGUAUCAUCUUCCGCUGCUGCAAGGUGUGGACGGAUACCGAGUGCGCAGUCGGCCGAUACUCAAGACGCCAGGCACCGGCAAGACUGUCCUCGAUCUCGAGAUUGAGCGUAGCGAGCGGCGCGAUGAACAUAUGGGCUAUUUCGAUGAAGCAGAGUACGGGUACAGAGGACUUGGUGGCAGCCCGAAUCACUCUGCCCCCAUCGAGCGGAUUCGUCAGAACGGAACGGACGAACAUGGUCAUGAUACCGGCCACUCUGACCAUCACGACGAGCCCUCGCUGAGCCCUAUAAAUCGGCUUGUCCCUGACGUGAAGAACUUUGCCGAGAUGUUCGUCUUCUCGUAUGGUGUUGUUGUCUUCUGGAACUUCUCAGAGCACCAGGAGAAGGAUAUUCUGGCCGAUUUGACGUUCUCGGAGAACGAGACGGGCGUAUCUUUGGUCACCCGUCCGCUUGAUGAGAGCGAUUUUGAGACGGAAGAGUUCCAUUUCGACUACAGCCCAAAUGUGAAGCGCCCUCGCGUCUUCAACGACAUGAUCACUCUCCUGCCGCGGUCAGAUCACAUGGUCAAACUCACAAUCAGCCACGCCAUCGCGCAGAGUACUAAGCUGUGCUUUUUCGAGGAGAAGAUGUCGGAAACGAUGCUGGGCGCUCAGCAUGUGCCGAAGCGACUUGCGCUGACAGGCGAGCUCAACAUGACGAGGACAGAGAUCGUCAAGAUACUAGGACGGCUCUUCAAGAGCAGAGUGGAUAUCAACCUCUGUAAGUGGCUUUAUUCUCACACUGAUCCCUACCAGCCCAGCCGUCUUUCUUUUCCUUUGCUGACAGACCAAGCAUCCAAUAUCCUCGACGUGCCCAACUUCUUCUGGGACUCGGAGCCGACGCUCCACCCUCUCUACGUGGCCAUCCGCGAGUACCUCGAGAUCGACCCGCGCAUCAAGGUGCUCAACGAGCGCUGCCGCGUCUUCCUAGACCUGGCCGAGAUAUUGUCCGACUCGGUCGCCGACGCCAAGAUGAGCGCCAUAACGUGGAUCAUCAUCGUGCUCAUCGUGGUGAGCAUCCUCGUUACCGUCACCGAGGUGACGCUGCGGUUCGCCAUCCUGGAGAGGGAGAAGAACAAGGGCAACAAUGUUGGUGUCGGCGCGCACAUUGAAGGCGGGGAGCAGAUGGGGUUGGAGCUGCGGAGCCCGCAGGGCCAGGCAGUCGACUUUGCGAGAUACAAUGUCUCGCUGGACGAUCUGCGGGCGUGGGGAAGGGGCUUGACCGAGGAGCAGAAGGCGGCGAUUUGCGGUUCUGACAUUGUUGGAACCACAUAUGCGGGCAUCUAA